Molecule: messenger RNA, 1143 nt
Organism: Adineta steineri
Lineage: Eukaryota; Metazoa; Rotifera; Eurotatoria; Adinetida; Adinetidae
Source: the annotation of a GenBank genome assembly
AUGAGUGAAGAAAUUAACAACAACAUUCAAACUAUCCUCCACUCUCUACAAGCUAAAGUUGAUCGAUUAGAAAAUGUAAACAAAGAAUUAGAAGAGAAAUUACUUCAACAGGACAAAAGUAUUGAUCAACUACUAACGAAUGUUAACCUUCAAAAAUCAAAUUCUGCACCUUCAACUUCACGUCAAGAAGAAGAACAUUUAUUACUCGAUAAAGAAGAUGAUGUAGAACAAGUUUCGCAUAGUUCAAAGACCAGUAAAGAUAAUAAAAAGAAGCUUACAGUGGACAGAUCAAUUCAUAAUCUACCAUUAGUCAAUAUACUGGGUAUUAUAUUUCCUAUUCUAUCAGCCAUUGCCAUGCUUGCUGAUUCUAUCCUUCACAUUAUCUUUCACAAGUCUGACGAUGAUAAACAGAAGAAUUAUGCUGGUCUUAUCUCUACGGUUUUAAUUCUCUUUUAUUAUCUUCAAUAUGAUGUAAAAUUCAAUUUAACUCAUCCUCGUCUUUAUAUUCUCUAUCAGUUUUUAAUAUGGUCACUUGUAUUUACUGGUGAUAUCAUAUAUGUUUAUUAUUAUCAUACAAUGUUACAUCGUCCCUUUAUGAUGUAUACCUUUGUAUGUUAUGCAAUUCUCGAUACAAGUUAUAUUUUUACUAUUGGAUAUUUAAAAUUCAAAGGUUAUCGUCAACACAUGUUCAUCAUUACUAUUCAAAGUAUUUUUGAAUUGAUAGCUAUGAUGACAGAAAUGCUAAUCAUCUUCAUUCCUAUUUUUGGUACACAUGAAGCUAUAACAACAACUUCGGUAACAUUUUUUAUGUUAUAUAAAUUUCUUUCAGCAAGUUAUACGGAUAUGUUAGAUUUGAAAUAUUCAAAAUUAAGUCGUUUUUGUCUAUGGAUGUUGGUUCUCUUUUCAAUACUUAGUGUUGUAUUUGAAUAUUUUGUUUAUGGAUUUGAACAAUUAAUUGAAGAAAAUACUAAAAAUCAUCAAAAAAAUCAAACAUUUACAUUAUCAUCAUCUACUGAUCAAUAUAAAAACACUGAAAAUUAUUUUGUUAUAGCAAGAGAAUUGAGUGAAUUCAUUGGAACAAUAGCAUGUUAUUCUUUAUUAAUUUUACAAUUUUUUAUGAAAAAAGAACGAAAAAAUAAAUAA